CAAUUUAUUUUUCUUUUUCCAUUUGGACAAAUGAGUAGAAGUUUUCAGUGAUCGUUCUUUCUUUUUUUCCUUUUUUUUUUUCGAGUAGUAAUGGCAGAUGGAACAGAAGAAGCUCUUCACGAUGGAAUAAAUCGAAAGCUCCGAGAUCCUGCUUUAAUGAACAGUUCAAGCCAUAUGAUUUUCAAAGUGCCUUAUCCUUUACGCGAGAUAAAUGAAAAGGCCUAUGAACCUCUAGUGAUCUCCAUUGGCCCUUACCACCAUGGUAAAAAGCACCUGAAGGCGAUGGAGGUGCAGAAAAUGAAGAGUCUAAAAUCGAUUCUUGACCACACAGGAGAAAAUAGUGUGGAGAGAUAUGUGAGGGCCUUGGAAGAAAUAAAAGAAAUAAUUCGCGGGUUUUAUUCAGAAAAUCUGGAUAUUAGUGGGGAAGAACUGGUAGAAAUGAUGCUUCUUGAUGGAUUCUUUAUCAUUGAGCUUAUUUUCCCCCGUACAAAUGCGCUUGCAAAUAUUAAUCAGACUAAUGUAUUGCGCGAUCUGCUGCUAGUUGAAAAUCAGCUUCCUUUCUCUGUACUCUCCAAGCUACAUUCCAUGUCUAUGAAUCAGCCGAAUCAGGCCACUGUCCAAGGUGUAAUUGAUGGCUUCGAUGGAAUCGUGCCAGGACUUCCAUCUCAAGAACCUGCCGGGAGUCAAGAAGGAAUGCAGCCACCAGCUCAAAGUAUAGUACGUACCGAGAAUCUGGACGCCAAGCAUAUGCUCGGCUUGCUCCAUGAUCAUGUAAUUCGUAUACCUGGAGGGGUACCUAGUUCAGCAGCAGCAAGUUCUCCAUGGUGGUGGCGCUCUUUAGCGCAGUCCUUGCUGAAAUGGGUAAUUCCAUGUUUAGCAUCAGCAUCGGCACCCGAAGAUUCAGCAUCGGCACCCGAAGAUUCAGCAUCGGCAUCCGAAGAUUCAGGGUUUAAACGCCGGGAAUGGGAUUUCAUUCGUUCUGCAACUGAGCUCAAUGAGGCCAGAGUCAAGUUCCAGAAAAAAGAGGGGAACUUGUUUGAUAUAGAGUUUCAAAAGGGGGUGAUGUCAAUUCCAACCCUACAAGUCGAUGAUGAUACAGAAUCCCUCUUUCGAAAUUUCGUUGCUUAUGAACAGUGCAAGGAGGGCAUUUCCUCAACACCCUUCACGGAUUAUAUUACAUUCAUGGAUUGCCUCAUCAACACAGGAAAGGACGUUGGAUUACUUUAUCGCUGUGGAGUUCUUGAUAAUUGGUUGGGUGAUCAUGAAGUCGUUGCCACCAUGUUUAACAGACUCGGCGACUCUGUUUUGAUUUUUGAAGGGAACUUCUUCUAUGCCAAGAUAUUUAUCGAAGUAAACGAACAUUGCAGAAAAAGGAGGAACCGGUGGAUGGCAAACUUUAGGCACAAUUACGUUAACACUCCGUGGGCGUUAAUUUCCAUCAUUGCUGCGGUUAUCUUGCUUCUACUUACUGUGCUGCAAAGUGUAUAUUCAGUUCUCGCUUACUAUCAUCAGCAUUAAGUAUGGGAAAUCUCCUCUCUAGACAAUAGCGGCAGGAAUAUGGUGGAGUAUCAAGAGUGAAAGUCGUGUUCCAUUUAAAUCAUAUGUUAUGUUUGCUGUUAUAGGGUUUGGCAAUAAGUGAACUUAGAAGUU
Molecule: messenger RNA, 1650 nt
Organism: Rubroshorea leprosula
Lineage: Eukaryota; Viridiplantae; Streptophyta; Magnoliopsida; Malvales; Dipterocarpaceae
Source: the annotation of a GenBank genome assembly